Molecule: messenger RNA, 918 nt
Organism: Trichoderma harzianum CBS 226.95
Lineage: Eukaryota; Fungi; Ascomycota; Sordariomycetes; Hypocreales; Hypocreaceae
Exons: 3
Coding region: 1-918 (305 amino acids)
Biological process (GO): coenzyme A catabolic process
Molecular function (GO): acetyl-CoA hydrolase activity; coenzyme A diphosphatase activity
Source: RefSeq, a predicted model, not a curated record
AUGGCGUCACUGAAUCCCUUUUCUCUGGCCGCCCUCAACCGAUUUAGAGCGUACAAACCUCCCCCGUUCCCGUUAUGGGAUGCGCUCCCUGCGCGCAAGAGAGCGGCCAUCCUGGUUCUCUUGUUUGCGGAUAGAUGGGGCGACCUGAGAGUUGUCAUCACCAUGCGCGCGGCCAGUCUGAGGAGCUUCUCUGGCCACGCUGCGUUGCCGGGAGGGAAAGCAGAUAGCAAAGAAGAAACACCAUACCAGAUUGCGCGGCGAGAGGCAUAUGAAGAGAUUGGCCUCCCCAUGGACGAUUCACGGAUUCCCAAACCAUUUCGCAUCGAGCAGCUCUGCAAUCUCCCGCCGUCGUUGGCUCGGACGCACCUCGUGGUGACUCCCUGCGUUGCGUUCCUCCACGCCGAUCGCACCUCUCCCGACUCGCCACCAGCUCUCGUUGAAGACUCCAUGAUCCCCCGAUUAGAUGCUCGCGAGGUCGCCGCUGUAUUUAGCGCCCCUUUCUACAACUUCCUCAAGGAAAAGGAUCUACCACCUCGACACGGCGAGACGCUGCCGCCGGGCCACUGGUAUGAAGGCGCGUGGACAAACUACAAGGGGGUGCAGUGGAGAGUACACAACUUUUACGUGCCAGUGAACAACCAGAAAGUCUCAAGGCCUAGAAGGGGAAGCGCGGCUCAGAUAGAGCUGGCGGAUCAGCUGGAGGUUAGCCAGGACCAUCAAGGACGGUUCAAGGUCUGGGGCCUGACUGGUAGAGUACUCGUCGACGCAGCAAGGAUUGCGUACAACGAAGACCCCGAAAUGUUGCACAAUCUUGACUUUGGCGAUUACGACGUCAUCAAGAUUGCCCAGGAGGAGGGUGCGCUGGAUGAUCACGGCGCUCCUGCGAAGAGAGAAGAAGACAAGCCAGCUAAGAUGUAA